Raphanus sativus (radish) is the source of this 2196-nucleotide messenger RNA. RefSeq lists its product as uncharacterized. Gene Ontology annotation, molecular function: protein kinase binding. Gene Ontology annotation, cellular component: cytoplasm. Lineage: Eukaryota; Viridiplantae; Streptophyta; Magnoliopsida; Brassicales; Brassicaceae. The record is from RefSeq and is a predicted model, not a curated record.
AUAGAUUAUAGUUACAUGUGGCUCUCCUGCAUGCUCUGAAAACUCGUCCUUUUCAUAAGUCGUCUUCUUCUUCUUCUCUUCUCUUCUUCUCUGUUUUGGUUUAGUGGCUGUUUUGUAUUGUUAAAAGAUAAUCUAAAAACAAAGUACGGCGAGUUCAGAAACUCUGGCCGGCACAUCAGCGGUUUCGGCGGUGGUCGGCUCAAGAACUGCCUCCUCGUUUUUCGGCGUCAUUUCUCUUUCUUUAUUCAUUGGUUUGGUGCUUUUCAAGCUUCCAGUAGAUUACGGUUAAGCUUUAAUCUCCGACAAGAACAAAAGAUGUUCAGCUGCUUUGCUGGAUUAAUAGGUAGAAAGAAAAGCAAGAGGAAUCUAAAACCUACUCUGCCACCAAGAACACAAAGAAUCCUUCAGAUCAGACGUGAAGAGCCAGUGAAGCCUCUAGAGAAUGACGAGCCUAACACCGACGUGAUCCACCACAAGUUCGUUGAACAACACAAGGACAGCCCUACCGAGCAAGACUCAUACGAUGGUGAAGAUGAACGCGAUGAUAAAGAUUCAACUCACCGUGACUCUCCUCCUAAAUUCCAAGUCCAAGAACGAGCUGUGGUUGAGUCUCCGACAAGUAAUGAGUUAGGUAAGGAAGUAACAACAGACUGUUCUGAAAAUGGAAAUGAUGAUAACGAAGAAGAAAGCGGCCACGUCAGCGACCCAGGCUUAGGCAGAGCCACUUCUUGGGUGGCUUCACCCAAGCUGAAACGAUCCUGCUCAACUCUCAGCAAGUUCAACGGUGCUGAUCCUCGUGCUCUCCACGACCCGAGAGAUAACUUUGAGAACAAGUCUGUUAGGUCACACAGAAGCGCGGAUAGAGUGAUGCUCAAGAAACACUCAUCAAUGCAGAUACUUCCUUCAGGCAGCAGGAGGCUAUGGUGGAAACUCUUCCUCUGGAGCCACAGGAACCUUCACAAACACCUCGUCUCCCUAAAGCCACAUUCGGACAAGAAUCACCAGUCUGGUUACACCUCUGACCUCGCUAGCCAUCAAGAAUCUGCAAACAACAAUCACCAAUGGUCUCGUCAUAAGAAUCAGUGGGUAGCGUUCUCUGCGGAGUCCUCUUCCAUGAAACGAGUGGAUGAGUGGGUAAGAGGACUCGAUGUCGAGACCGUGAUUCCACUAAACGAGGAUGAGGACAAGCACGGCUUCUUAGCUUCUCCUAAGAUGGUGAGAAAUGUAAAUGAGUCAGAGGCCGUAGUGCAUGCGAAUAGCUUAAUCCAGUCCCUUAGCAAAUCCUCGAGCAUGGCUCACAUCUCGAGCAUAGGCUUGAAAGCUGUCCCGAGCAUCUCACACUUCACCAGCCUCAAGUCUAUUGAUUUAUCCAACAACUUCAUAGUUCAAAUAACUCCUGCAUCGCUUCCAAAGGGUCUUCAUGCGUUGAACCUGUCCAAGAACAAGAUCAGUGUGAUCGAAGGACUGAGAGAACUGACACGUUUAAGAGUGCUUGAUCUCAGUUACAACCGUAUUUCUCGCAUUGGACAAGGUUUAUCAAACUGUACACUGAUCAAAGAACUAUACCUAGCUGGGAACAAGAUCAGUAACGUAGAAGGCUUACACAGACUGCUCAAACUCAUCGUUCUUGAUCUUAGCUUCAACAAGAUCGCAACAACCAAAGCUAUAGGCCAGCUAGUUGCCAACUACAACUCUCUCGUCGCUCUGAACAUCCUUGGAAACCCGAUUCAGAGCAACGUAGGCGAGGACCAGCUGCGCAAGACCGUCUCCAGCCUGCUCCCUAAGCUAGUUUAUCUCAACAAGCAGCUCAUCAAGCCGCAGAGAGCCAGGGAAGUGCUCAAAGACAGCGUCGCGAAAGCUGCUUUUGGUGGUGGAGGAGACUCUCUUCACCACAGACGCAAGAGAACAUCCACCAAGAGAGCUGUGGGGUCACCUUCCUCUAGCGUCCAUCACAGAGGACACAACGGAGAUGAUAAACAUAAAGGAAAGGGACGUGGCUCUAAAAGUAGAAGCCAACAUCAGCUGAAGAAAACUUCAACAUAAGCCCUUUCUUUUAAACAGAAUGGUUCCAAUAAUUUGUAUGAAACAUUUGGUAUUGAAAAUGAAAUACAUUUUAUUUCUUAAAACAUCUUUACAAAUGUUUGGAUCAUAUUUAUUUUCACUGUAUAUAAUAAAAAAAUCUAAGAUUCUGUAAAA